Molecule: messenger RNA, 1871 nt
Organism: Chiroxiphia lanceolata (lance-tailed manakin)
Lineage: Eukaryota; Metazoa; Chordata; Aves; Passeriformes; Pipridae
Gene: CD8B
Product: CD8b molecule
Exons: 7
Coding region: 502-1125 (207 amino acids)
Biological process (GO): regulation of immune response
Cellular component (GO): cell surface
Molecular function (GO): MHC class I protein binding; coreceptor activity
Source: RefSeq, a predicted model, not a curated record
CCCCAGGGAGACACCGAACCCGGGAGCGAAGGAAGGGGAAGGUGGGGAAGGUGGGAAAGGGUGGCUGCGGCCGAGCCGGCAGCUGCCGCGACCCAGCAGCUCCCGGGAAGGGGACGGGGAAGGGAUGCGGGAGCGGGAGAAGCAAAGCAGAGACAGAGUAAGACCCCAGUAGUAAGAUCUCACCAAUCCUUGGCUGAAUGUCCUGGCAGUCCCGGGAAGCUGAAGACGGUCGCUGCAGAGUUCCAGCAGAUUUGGCACCUUUAAGGGGAUUUGAGGGUAACCUGUGCAGUGCUGGACGUGGGGCUCAGCGUGGAAGAAGCUGCCGUGCUGAGGCUCCAGGUGCUGCCGUGGCAGAUGCUCUUUGGCAGCCGUUGGUGAGACAUCUGUGCCGGGACGGGGAAGAACUUCCUGAGGUGAAGCCAUCCCUUCCUUCCAGCAGGAGGUGACCGUGGGUGGAGAAGGGGAGCUGGCACAAACCCCUCCGUCACUGACUCCGCCACCAUGGCCCGGCCGUGGCUCCAUCUCUGCAUCUGCCUCCAGAUCCCAGGCUUCUGUACAAACCUACUCUUAUCCCAAACUCCAGAGCAUAUUUUAGCCCAAACUAACAAUAAAACAGAAAUCCUCUGUGAGCUGAAGAAGGAGCACACCGGGCUGUACUGGUACCGCUGGAGCCAGGAGAGGCAAACCUUUGAGUUCCUGGUAUUUUCCAACGUAUUGGGCAAAACCACAUAUGGUGCAAACAUCAGCCAGAACAAGUUUAGUGUCCAUAGGGCGAGUGUCCACAACUCCUACAGCCUGCACAUCAGCCACCUCCAUGCCUCGGACAACGGCACCUAUUACUGCUCCGUUUCCCAGUCCUCCCAACUCUUCCUGGGCAGUGGGACACAGCUCAGUGUGGUUGAUGUUUUGCCUCUGCCUUCAAAGACCACUCAGGCACCAGUCUCCAAAAAGCCCAUAAGGUGCAUAACCAAAUGCAAAGCUGCCAGCAAGAAAGGUCCCUGCAGCCCCCUGAUCUGGAUUCCUCUGGCUGCUGGUGCCCUUCUCCUCCUCCUGACCCUGAUCUCCAUUGCCCACCGUCUCCACCGUCUGCGUCGAAGACUGUGGCUUCGCAUCCACCGGCAGUAAAUCCCACCAGCUUCCCCUGCCUCGAAUGGGCAGGGAGAAGCUACAGACCCUCCCCUGCACGAUGCUGAGCACUGCCUGGACACGACCCAGAAAGAACAUUACAGGGGACAGACGUGGGCUUGUACCACAGAAGAGAUAUUUCUUUCCUGCAACAGCCCAUGACUUUAAUGUUUUCAUCAGCACAAUGUCUGGUGAAAGGACCAGUCUGGAUUCUUCAGCAUCCUGAGCACUUUUCACAGGGGACUGAGCAGGGCAAAUGUCAUAACUGGGUCUGCACAGGGGGAAGGGGGCUGGUGUACCAAAGGGAUUCAGAUGGGCUGGGAAGGUACUGUGAGGUUUUGGGUUGCUCCCGCUAAUGCUGAUUGCUAAGACUUUGGUAACGAACUCUUUGAGAGCAACCGGCAGGGAUGGGGUGAGGGCAGGACCCUGCAUAGAUUGUAAAGACCCUGUGCAGGAAUGUUCAAUAGCAAAAGUGAAUAUAUCACUCUGGCAUUUUGCUCUGGUGUCUUGUGGCCCUACUUGGUGAGAGACGUGGUUGCGCAGCAAGAAAGGAACCAUGGCCUCUGCCCAAGAACGAGUUAAAGCAGCUGCAGGGGGUAGCAGAUCUGGGAGGGUGUUUUCUCCCAUGAGAGACUGCAAACAGCCAAGAGUGGGAGAGGAGAGCCAGACAAAGCCAUGCACACAAGGCCAAACACCUGGCGCAGCCUGAAGGUCGACACCACCUGUGAGAACAAACAGAGGCAGCC